Messenger RNA from Hipposideros armiger (great roundleaf bat), 1663 nucleotides. RefSeq names its product atypical chemokine receptor 5 (gene ACKR5). Gene Ontology annotation, biological process: G protein-coupled receptor signaling pathway. The record is from RefSeq and is a predicted model, not a curated record. Gene Ontology annotation, cellular component: membrane. Gene Ontology annotation, molecular function: G protein-coupled receptor activity. Lineage: Eukaryota; Metazoa; Chordata; Mammalia; Chiroptera; Hipposideridae. The transcript has 2 exons. Bases 198 to 1397 code for a protein of 399 amino acids.
CCCCUCUAACUGGGAAAAACCCCAAUCCUCUCCCACAGAGCCUCAGCCAGUGAUACUGCUUCCCGGAUGAGAAGGGCGGCCCUGAAGCCCAAAGCAAAGCCAGCCCCACUGCCACAGUCCUUCCAGCCUCCUCCCAGCUCCCCAACAGUCCAGACCCCCUGGUGCUCCGAAGGAAACGCAGGCAUUUGCUGGUCCUGAUGUCAGUCACGGUCAGCAUGGAGUCCGGCCCCUCUAAGGAAGUCACUGCCGGGUCUGCCGGCGACAUCGGAGAGAUCCACAACUGGACUGAACUGCUCUACUUCUUCAACCACACUAUGCCUGAGUGCCACACUGAGCUCAACGAGAGCACCAAGCGAGUGGCCCUCUUUGUCCUCUAUCUAGCCAUCUUCGUGGUCGGGCUGGUGGAGAACCUCCUGGUGAUCUGGGUCAACUGGCGCUGCUCGGGCCAGGCAGGGCUGCUGGGCCUCUACAUCCUCAACAUGGCCAUAGCGGAUCUGGGCAUUGUCCUGUGUCUGCCCGUGUGGAUGCUGGAGGUCACAUUGGACUACACAUGGCUCUGGGGCAGCUUUGCCUGCCGCUUCACUCACUACUUCUACUUUGCCAACAUGUACAGCAGCAUCUUCUUCCUGGUGUGCCUCAGCAUUGACCGCUACGUCACCCUCACCCACGCCUCUCCCUCCUGGCAGCGCUACCAGCACCGAGUGCGGCGGGCGGUGUGUGCAGUUGUCUGGGUGCUCUCGGCUAUCAUCCCGCUGCCCGAGGUGGUCCACAUCCAGCUGUUGGAGGGCUCUGAGCCUAUGUGCCUCUUCUUGGCACCUUUUGAAACCUACAGCACAUGGGCCCUUGUGGUGACCCUUUCCACCACCAUCCUGGGCUUCCUGCUGCCCUUCCCUCUUAUCGCUGUCUUCAACAUGUUGACGGUCUGCCGGCUUCGGCAGGCAGGAUGGCCCGAGGGUCGGCGCAACUGCCUGCUGGUGUGUGCGUACAUAGCUGUCUUUGUCAUCUGCUGGCUGCCCUACCAUGUGACCCUGCUGCUACUCACACUGCACGGGACCCAAAUUUCCCUCCACUGCUACCUGGUCCACCUGCUCUACUUCUUCUACGACAUCAUUGACUGUUUCUCCAUGCUCCACUGUGUCCUCAACCCCAUCCUUUACAACUUUCUCAGUCCUAGCUUCCGGAGCCGGCUGCUGAGCGCUGUGGUUCAUUACCUUCCCAAGGUCCAGGCUGGGGCAGGCAGACGUGCCUCUUCCUCCUCCUCCACUCAGCAUUCCAUCAUCAUCACCAAGGAGGGCACCCAGCCCACUGCAGCAGGCCCCUACCACCACUCCAGCCUGAACUUUCAGGCACCAAAGACUUCACCCAUCUCUGCUCCUCAAUCUCUUAUAGCCAGCUGAGGUAGAUUCCAGUCUCUCCCUCAGUGAAGCAGAAAGCUGGAGGUGUGAGGGAGAGAUUUGUGGGGAGAGGGAGCGGGGGAGAGGGUCAGAACACUCAUGGUCAAUUUCGAGUUUAUCUUGUAUCUUGAGGUGGGGAGAGGGAAAAGGGGCAAGGAGGGAUAAAGAACGUGUCCUUGGUGUUGUACUGUUUGUCUCAUUCCUUGUGUUUAAUGCAGUCACACAGGAAAAAAGAUGAAAUAAAUAAUAGAAACAGCCAUGGCUCUGGA